Messenger RNA from Haliotis rufescens (red abalone), 1113 nucleotides. Its product is annotated as extensin-like. The record is from RefSeq and is a predicted model, not a curated record. The transcript has a single exon. Bases 1 to 1113 code for a protein of 370 amino acids. NCBI's taxonomy places the organism in Eukaryota, Metazoa, Mollusca, Gastropoda, Lepetellida, Haliotidae.
AUGGUAACCACAUGGGAAGAUCAGGUCGCAGUCGUUGUAGCUCACCCCUCCCACAAUCACACCUCACCCCUCCCACAAUCACCCCUUACCCUCUACCUCAAUCAUCCCUCACCCCUCCCUCAAUCACCCCUUACCCUCUACCUCAAUCACACCUCACCCCUCCCUCAAUCACACCUUACCCUCUACCUCGAUCACUCCUCACCCCUCCCUCAAUCACCCUUCACCCCUCCCUCAAUCACCCUUCACCCCUCCCUCUUCACCCCUCACCCCUCCCUCAACCACCCCUCCCUCAAUCACCCUUCACCCCUCCUCAAUCACCCUUCACCCCUCCCUCAAUCACCCUUCACCCCUCUCUCAAUCACCCCACACCCCAACCUCCUCACCCCUCCCUCAAUCACCCCACACCCAAACCUCCUCACCCCUCCCUCAAUCACCCCACACACCAACCUCCUCACCCCUCCCUCAAUCACCCCACACCCAAACCUCCUCAUCCCUCCCUCAAUCACCCCACACCCAAACCUCCUCACCCCUCCCUCAAUCACCCCACACCCCAACCUCCUCACCCCUCCCUCAAUCACCCCACACACCAACCUCCUCACCCUCCCUCCUCACCCCUCAACCCUCCCUCCUCACCCCUCCCUCAAUCACCCCUCCCUCAAUCACCCCUCACCCCUCCCUCCUCACCCCUCCCUCAAUCACCCCUCCCUCAAUCACCCCUCACCCCUCCCUCCUCACCCCUCCCUCAAUCACCCCUCCCUCAAUCACCCCUCACCCCUGCCUCCUCACCCCUCCCUCCUCACCCCUCCCUCAAUCACCCCUCACCCCUCCCUCCUCACCCCUCCCUCCUCACCCCUUACCCCUCCCUCAAUCACCCCUCACCCCUAUCUCAAUCACCCCUCACCCUUAUCUCAAUCACCCCUCACCCUUCCCUCAAUUACCCCUCACCCCUCCCUCAAUCACCCCUCACCCCUCCCUCCUCACCCCUCACCCCUCCCUCAAUCACCCCUCACCCCUCACCCCUCCCUCCUCACCCCUCACCCCCUAACUAAAGUCACCCCGCACCCUCUUGCCCCAGCCUUGUGUAAAAGAAAGGCGUCAGGAACACAGAAAUGA